Epinephelus moara (kelp grouper) is the source of this 1299-nucleotide messenger RNA. RefSeq names its product ribosomal L1 domain containing 1 (gene rsl1d1). The coding region runs from base 74 to 1141 and encodes 355 amino acids. NCBI's taxonomy places the organism in Eukaryota, Metazoa, Chordata, Actinopteri, Perciformes, Serranidae. Gene Ontology annotation, cellular component: 90S preribosome. The transcript has 9 exons. The record is from RefSeq and is a predicted model, not a curated record.
GUUCUCUUGAAGUGUGACGUAGAGUACACCGACUGCGCAUGCGUGUCUACGGUUCGCACGUGAAGCAGACAGCAUGGCAGAUAAAACACCGGUUGUCUUAGACCGGGCACAGGUGAAAAAGGCCGUCCAGGCUCUGCAGGCUUUCCUGAAAACUAAGUCCACCAGUGAUGCCCUGUUUCUGGAAGACGCUCAACCGAUCAGCCUGCUCUUCACCCUCUGGAUGGUCCCGAGGGAGGCACAGUCCAUCCGCAUUCCCUUGCCCCAUGGCCAGCGGCCUGACACAGACGAGGUUUGCCUCUUCACCAGAGAUGAGCCCAAAAUGACCUCAGACCAGACCCAGAGGUUUUACAAGAAGCUGCUGGAGGAGAAGGGAGUGAAAAACAUCACUGAGAUCAUCCCGUACUCGGUCCUGAGGACGGAGUACAAACCGUAUGAAGCCAAGCGCCGUCUGCUGGGGAACUUUGAUGUGUUCCUUUCUGACGACCGCAUCCGCCGCCGGCUGCCAUCCCACCUCGGAAAACAUUUCUACGAGAGGAAAAAGGAGCCGCUGUCUGUGAACCUGCAGAGCAAACAUCUGGCCAGAGACAUCCAGAGAGUCAUCCAGGGCACCUACUUGAAGGUCACCAACAAGGGCUGCUGCUGCAUGGCGCGUAUUGCCCACGCCGGCAUGACCGCAGAUGAGGUGACAGAAAACAUCGAGGCUGCUGUCCAAACAGUGGUGGCCAAACUACGCACGAAAGGACCAGUGAUGAAGCUCAUCCACAUAAAGAGUCAGACGUCAGUGGCCCUGCCCAUCUUCACCUCAGACCUGAACCAGCUGAGCGAGCUGGAGAAGAUAAAGGAACUGGCUCGCAAGAAAAGGGGUGGCAAAGACAAAAAGAAGGCAGAGAAGAACGAGGCAGAGAACACAAAGCAAACCGAUGCCACCAGUGAGGGAAAGGAGGAAGAAAUCCCACAGCUGGUUCCCAUGGCAACACCUAUUAAAAAGCCUAAACUGGAGAAGCCAUCUAAAGAGAAGCAGCUGGAGAAGGCACCCAAACCUGCUGUAGCAAAGAAGGAAGGAAAAGCACCAAACAAAAAGACCAAGACAGCCGGCAAGACCGACUCCAAAGUAAAAAGAAAAGUGCCUAAAGUGAAAUGAUUCUCAGCAGAGCAUCUUUGCACAUUACCCUCUCAACAUGGACAUUUUACACAGUACACAGCACCGGAUCGUUCAGAGAAUGGUCAAUAUGUUCAGUCUGUUUUGUCUGUAUUUUUGCUUUUUAUGAAGCAGAUUAUAAACUUUGUUACCCGAAAUUA